Molecule: messenger RNA, 5352 nt
Organism: Penicillium digitatum Pd1
Lineage: Eukaryota; Fungi; Ascomycota; Eurotiomycetes; Eurotiales; Aspergillaceae
Source: RefSeq, a predicted model, not a curated record
AUGCGUCCCCUCUCGCUGAAAAGUAGUACCAGUGGCGAUAGAGUCAUACCCUCGGAUGCCUUGGAACCUAUCGCGAUAGUUGGCAUAGCUACUCACUUUCCGCAGCAAGCAACGACCACUGAGAGUCUGUGGGAGCUUCUACUACAGACCCGCUCGACGUGGUCGUCAAUACCCAAAGAACGCUUCAACUCUGAUGCCUUCUAUCAUCCAGAUCCCGAGCAUGGUGGAACAUUUCAUGUCAAAGGAGGUCACUACCUCGCAGAAGACCCUGCCUGCUUCGAUGGCUCCUUCUUCAAUGUCACCAAGAAUGAGCUCUUGACAUUGGAUCCGCAGCAGCGGCUGGUACUGGAAAACGUCUACCAUGCCUUGGAAAAUGCAGGAAUUCCAUUGACCAGUGCUGUUGGCUCCAACACAUCGGUUUUUGUCAGUGGGUUCAAUCAUGACUAUCUUGGCAUCCUCAACUCAGACCCAGAGACCACUUUAAAAUACAAGCCCACCGGUGUUACAAAUGCCAUACUGUCUAACCGGGUCAGCUGGUUCUUUGACUUCAAAGGACCUAGCAUGACCAUCGACACGGCCUGUUCUAGCAGCUUGGUGGCGCUGCAUCUUGCUGUACAGAGCUUGCGUGCCAGAGAGACGAGCAUGGCUAUCGUUAGUGGAGUGAGCGUUCUUGAAAAUCCCGUGGAAACUAUCGGGAUGAGCCACCAUGGUUUGCUGGGAGCUCAAGGGCGGUCUUUCAGCUUUGACGCCCGCGCUGAAGGCUAUGCUCGAGGCGAAGGCGUGGGCACAGUUGUAGUGAAGCCUUUAAGUGCUGCUAUCAGAGAUGGCGAUACGAUUCGCGCGGUUAUUCGGGAGACCGGAGUCAACCAGGAUGGCCGCACGCCAGGUAUUACGGUUCCCAGCGCCGAUGCUCAAGAACGAUUAAUCCGCGAGGUCUACGGGAGAGCCGGCUUGGAUCUUGAACACACAAGAUUUGUGGAAGCCCAUGGCACAGGAACGAGCACCGGUGACCCCAUUGAAGCGGGUGCUCUCGCGAGAGCAUUCAAAUGUCGCCGAGAGACUCCGCUGUACGUCGGGGCCAUCAAGUCUUCCAUUGGACAUUUGGAAGGUGGCUCAGGUGUGGCAAGUAUUAUCAAAUCGAUCCUUACCCUAGAGUCUGGGAUCAUACCUGCAAACUUUGAGAUGAAGGAGACAAAUCUGUCCAUUCCCGCAGCGGACUGGAACAUUGCAUUCCCCGUGGAGGCUCUUCCGUGGCCAUCGCCAGGGCCGCGAAGAGUGUCAGUCAAUUCAUUUGGCAUUGGUGGCACUAAUGCUCACUGCAUCCUUGAUGACGCUUACCACUUUCUCAAUGAUCGUCGUCUCACAGGUGCCCACCGCACCACAUCUACUGUUCCCACAACCCAGAAAAUUAAGAGCCGGCUCUUGGCUCUGUCCCGGUCAGAUAAUGAAUCAACUGAUGUUGUGGCGGAUUCAUUCGAUGACAGCGACCACUCUGGACAAGGGAACACAUUUGCGGACACACCCACGAGCGAUGGCUUUUGUGCAUCGCCCACAUUCACAUCCUCGACAUACAACAGCUUUGUCGAAAAGCCCAAGGUGUUCUUGCUCUCGGCGUUCGAUGAAGAUGGCGUCAAGCGGAACGCAGCUGAAUUCGCCAAGUACUUGAACCGGAGAACGACGCAGUCGAUUCUCCAUGAUCAUCUCCUUGAUGAUCUCUCAUUCACCCUGUCGAAGAAACGAUCACAAUUUCCCUGGAAGAGUUUUGUCAUGGCAUCCACGGUCAAAGAACUUGCAUGGAACCUGUCAGAAUCAAAUUUUGCAAAGCCAACCAGAACUGCCAGAGUGCCAGAGGUUGAAUUUGUUUUCACUGGCCAGGGAGCUCAAUACCAGGCCAUGGGCCGAGGCCUCAUGAUAUACCCCGUUUUUCAGGAGUCUGUGGAGGAAGCAUCGGAAUAUGUCCGCCGGCUCGGUAGUCCGUGGUCCCUACUUGAUGAACUCUUGACUGAAACACAGACACCUAGAGUCAACUUGCCUGAGAUCGCUCAUCCAUUGUGCACAGUCUUGCAAAUUGCGCUCGUAGAUCUCUUGGCUAGUUGGGAAAUCUUUCCAAAACGUGUAACUGGUCACUCAUCCGGCGAGAUAGCUGCCGCUUACUGCUCGGGCAAACUGUCUCGCGAAGGCGCCUGGAAGGUUGCAUACUAUCGUGGGUGCGUAUCAUCUAAGCAGCUUUCUGCAAAUGGAGCGAUGAUGGCCGUGGGUCUGGGUGCAUCACAACUGCAGCCCUAUCUAGACUCCGUGAAACAGGAUAACACCGGAGAGAUUAUCAUCGCCUGCCGCAACAGUCCCAAGAAUAACACUGUGUCUGGAGACGACGCUCUGAUUGACUCCCUCAAGUUUCUUCUUGAUGCCGAUAACAUCUUUGCUCGAAAGUUGAACGUCAAAAAUGCUUAUCACUCAGCCCACAUGCAUGCGAUUGCCCAGGAUUAUCUUCAUCUAAUGGGCACACUUCCUCAUGGAAGGAGGCUUGCAGCUCCCCACCAAGUGCAGAUGUUCUCCACAGUCACAGGAAAGCAAGUCAAAGAAGAAAUUUUGCCUGCUCAAUACUGGGUGGAUAACAUGGUCUCUCCUGUUCUUUUCAAAAGUGGUUUGGUUGCAAUGACCUCAAGACCAACUUACAGCAAUGGUUCGACGGACUCCACGGAUGGAGUGCGUCUCAUUGUGGAAAUAGGACCUCACUCAACUCUGCAGAGUGCCAUUAAAGAGACACUAGCUUCUGAGAGCCCCAAGUUGGAAUUCAAGUACCUGGCCGUUCUAAAACGGACAGAUCAUAGUCUGAACACUCUACUCACCACAGUUGGCUUUCUAGCUUCAAGUGGAUAUGAGCUGGAUUUUCAUGCUGUGAACCAAGCUUCUGGCUCCAAGGUAAAGAGACGGCCCAGACUUUUGGUGGACCUACCACCAUACAGCUUCAAGCAUACAGAGAAGAUUCUAUUUGAGAGUCGAUUGAGCAAGAACCUUCGAACCCGAAAGUUCCCUCGUCAUGACCUUUUUGGUGCACCAAUCACCGAUUGGAAUCCUACUGCUCCCAGAUGGAGACAUUUUGUCCGAUUGAACGAAAACCCCUGGUUAAGGGAUCAUAUGGUGACUGGUAACUACGUCUACCCUGGCGUGGGCUACCUGGUCAUGGCGAUUGAAGCAUCGAGGCAGCUGGCCGGUGAGACAAAGACCACUGGUUUCCAAUUACGCAAAGUCAACAUCCGAAGAGCCCUGAUUAUACCUGACAACAAAGAAGGAAUUGAAGUCUCCUUGGCAUUGUCAACUGUAGAAGACUCUUCAGCGUCGUCGCGAGUGUGGCGCCGGUUCCAGAUAACUUCGUACAAUGCCUCAAGCGACGAGUGGACAGAACAUUGCACUGGUUACAUCACCGUUGACCAUGGGGCAUUUUCUGACCGAGUGGACAAUGGCCGCGAAGCAGAAGAAGAAAGUCGAGCGUGGAGAUCAGAACUGAUCCGCGCAAAUGAGAUCUGUGCCAAAUCUGUGGCCUUCAAAUCCACAUACAACAACCUCCAAACAUCCGGCCUCAAUUUCGGUCCUUUGUUCCGGAAUCUUUCAGACGUUCAGGCAAGUGGACGCGGGCUUGGUAAGGUUGUUGGAUCAGUGACUGUUCCGGACAUUGCACAGUCUAUGCCAAAGCAGUAUCUACAUUCUCAUCUCAUCCACCCUGCCACAAUGGAUAGCAUGAUCCACUUGAUGAUCGCGGCUGUUCUCGACUUUACCAACAAGUCCACUCUGGAUCAGAUCAGAUUGCCAACUUUCAUACGCGAUGUCUGGGUUUCAGCAGAUCUGAAUUCAGCCCCCGCCCACAAAUUCACAGGACAUGCGACCGUGUCCAUGGUGGGUUCUGACAAAUUCGAAGGCCAAAUCCAGAUUCUGGACGAGGGAACAAAAAUCCAUCGCAUUCGCAUGGACGGCAUCGAGCUCACCCCGCUGGAAUCUGGUCUUGCUGAAAAUCGGGAGCGAAAACUGUGCAGCACGAUUGAAUACAAGCCUGAUGUCCAUUUCCUCGACUCAAAAUCGGCCUGUGCACUGACUUCUCUUCUUGAAGCUACCGAUGACACCGAAGCUCUGUAUUGGGUGAAGCGUCUUCAGCUUGCGACGAUGAUCUACGUCCUGGAUGCACUGGACGAGCUCAAGAACAUUGACAUGAUGAAACUUGAUUUGCACAUGCGAAGAUUCUUCAACUGGAUGAAGCAUAUGAAAGGCUUGCUCGAGCACAAUCAGAUCAUCCAUCUGCCUUACUGCGAAUUCGAAGAGGCAUUUCAAGAUGAGGCUUUCAAAGAAGCUAUUGGCAAAGAAAUUGAGGCUUACAGCGCCGAGGGUGCUAUCACAGCCCGAAUGGGCCGCAACAUUGCGCAGGUAUUGCGCCAGGAGACUGAUCCGCUACAUCUUAUGUUUGGUCAAGACGCCGUGAUGGAACAAGUGUACAAAGAAGGCCUCCAUUUGUAUAACUUGCCGCAGCACCUACAGAGCCACUUGUCUCUCCUCCGCCACCAGCACUCCGAGCUGAACAUCCUCGAGAUCGGUGGCGGCACCGGUAGCUUCACGGCUGAAGUCCUGGCCGUUCUUUCGCCAGGCCCUGCGAAAAGCAAAGGAAAAAUUGCCAGCUACACAUUCACCGACAUUUCGUCCGGCUUUUUCGAGAAGGCAAAACAACGUUUCCAACCCUGGUCUGACAUCAUGAACUUUCAAUCUCUCAACAUUGAGCGAAGCCCCGUCGAUCAGGGACUUCAGCUGGGGGCAUAUGACCUGAUAUUCGCUGGAAAUGUCAUCCACGCCACUGCAAAUCUACAGAACGCACUGCAGAACCUUCGGUCUCUGUUGAAGCCGGGUGGUCAGCUCAUCAUGCAGGAAGGUAUUCGACAGGAUUUCCUCUGGUACCCACUUGUUUUCGGUCAGCUUGCUGGAUGGUGGCUGGGCGAUGAGCCCUGUCGUCAGUGGUGUCCCUACAUCCCGGCCACGGAAUGGAAUUCUCUGCUGUUGAAAGCGGGAUUCUCGGGCGUUGAUGUCGAGUAUCCCAGUUCGAACGAUCCAGAUUUAACAUGGCAGAGUAUUCUGAUCUCCACUGCCAUCGAAACGCCAAAGGGGGAGUCAUCAGAUACUGCGAUCAUCUUGACGCUUGGUACAUUGAAAGCCGCGCAGGUCAUUGAAAUCCUUCAAGGGCUUCUGCCAGAACUGGGAUACACGACUGUCCUCGUAAAGGAGCCUGCAGAAGUGGAGAAUUACAUCUUGUCGAAUGCGAUUUGCAUCUCCCUGAUUGACUUGGAGUCUCCUUACCUAAUCUACUGUGGGUGA